This is a messenger RNA of Apis dorsata (giant honeybee), 916 nucleotides long. RefSeq names its product carnitine O-palmitoyltransferase 1, liver isoform-like. Gene Ontology annotation, biological process: fatty acid metabolic process; carnitine metabolic process. Gene Ontology annotation, cellular component: mitochondrion. The transcript is spliced from 5 exons. The coding region runs from base 221 to 889 and encodes 222 amino acids. Gene Ontology annotation, molecular function: carnitine O-palmitoyltransferase activity. Lineage: Eukaryota; Metazoa; Arthropoda; Insecta; Hymenoptera; Apidae. The record is from RefSeq and is a predicted model, not a curated record.
UUAUAUUAAGAAUUAUAUUAUUUGAAUAUACUAUAGAUACAAAGAAGAUGGUUAUAAUAAAGGAAAACCAGAAUUUAUACCUCCAUCUCCUGUACGCCUCCAAUGGGAUUUAACUCCAAAUUGCAUAGCUGCUAUUGAAGAAUCAAAUCAAGUUGCACAAAAUUUAUUAAAUGACGUUGAAUUACGUAUUUAUGUACAUAAUGCAUAUGGUAAAGGUUUUAUGAAGAUUAAUUCAAUGUCACCGGAUGCAUAUAUACAAAUGGCUUUACAACUAGCUUAUUUUCGUGAUGCUGGUAAAUUUAAUUUAACUUAUGAAGCUUCUAUGACAAGACUAUUUCGAGAAGGAAGAACAGAAACAGUAAGACCAUGCACAAUUGAAUCUACAAAUUGGGUAAAAGCAAUGGAAAAUAAAGAUGCAACUAUUGAAAUUAAAUAUAAAUUAUUAAUGACAGCAGCAAAGCAACAUCAAAAAGGUUAUCAAGAUGCUAUGUGUGGUAAAGGAAUAGAUAGACAUCUAUUUUGUUUAUAUGUAGUAUCUAAAUAUUUAGAAGUGGACUCUCCCUUCUUGAAGGAAGUAUUAAGUGAACCAUGGAAGUUAUCUACUUCACAAACUCCACAUGGUCAAACUUCAUUAAUUAAUUUGAAAAAAUAUCCAAAUUGUAUCUCUGCAGGAGGUGGUUUUGGUCCUGUAGCUGAUGAUGGUUAUGGUGUUUCUUAUAUUAUUGCUGGAGAAAAUCUUAUAUUUUUCCAUAUUUCAUGUAAACGUAGUUCUCCACAAACAAAUGCUGCCAGAUUUGCAAAACAAAUAGAAAAAGCAUUAGCUGAUAUGAAGAUUUUGUUUCUUGAAAGAAAGAAAUUGCAAGAACAACAAAAAAAUGGUUCACUAUAAUUAUUUUAGAGCAAAAAAAAAAAAAAA